AUGGUAGGUAAUUUGUGGAGCUGUCCUUAUGUGGAUUGGGUGGCCUUGGAUGCUGUCCAGACAGCCAGAGGGGUUGUGAUGAUGUGGGAUAGAAGGGUUUUAGAGAGGACGGAGGUUUUGGUGGGCUCUUUCUCAGUGUCUAUUCGGUGGCAAGGGGUGGGGGACGGUUUCAGUUGGGCGUGUUCGGGGGUUUAUGGCCCAAUAGAUAACAAUGCGAGGGGAUUAAUGUGGGACGAGUUGGCAGGUGUUCAGCAUUACUGGAAUGUCCCUUGGUGUUGCAUUGGGGAUUUCAAUAUUGUCCGCUUCCCUAGUGAGCGGUUGGGUAACUCCCGUCUUACUCCGGCUAUGGAACUUUUUUUGGAGUUCAUUAAGGAUCUUAAUUUGAUAGAUUUACCUUUGGAGGGAGGGAGCUUUACUUGGUCUAGCAGGUCAGAAAGGAGCUUUACUUGGUCUAGCGGGUCAGAAAGGCCUUCGAUGUCCAGGAUUGACAGAGUUUUGGUGUCUCAUGAUUGGGAGGAGCAAUAUCCGGAUGUGACCGAACGGAUUCUCCCUCGUCCUGUUUCUGACCAUUUUCAAAUUCUAGUGGAGGUAGGGGGAAUGGCGAGGGGGAAAAGUCUGUUUAGGUUUGAGAAUAUGUGGCUUAAGACGGAUGAGUUUACCGAUAUAGUUCAGUCUUGGUGGAGUCAGCAUUCUUUCUCUGGCACUCCUAGUUUUGUUUUUGACAAAAAGUUGAAUGCUUUGAAAGAGGACAUCGUUCAGUGGAACCGAUUGGAGUUUGGUCAUGUUGGACGCAAAAAGACUCAUUUAUUAGAGACUUUGAAAUCGUUAGAUGUCAAGGAAGGGGAGAUUGGCCUCUCAGAGGCAGAGAUUUGUGAGAGAGCUGUGAUGAGAUCGGAAGUGGAAAAUCUUCUCUCUAUGGAAGAAAUCUCUUGGAGACAGAAAUCAAGGAUGCUAUGGCUUAAGGAAGGAGAUAAAAAUAAAAUUUUUUUCCAUAAGGUGGCUAAUUCCCGUAGACGGUUUAAUCAUCUGAGUUUUGUGGAGGUGGACGGGGUGAUUUAUGAGGAGGAAUCUGAGGUGGCUGUUCAGGUAGUAAAUUUUUAUAAAAAUUUGUACCAGGAGUCAGAGGAGUGGAGGCCUUUUGUGGAAGGUUUGGAGUUUGAUCAGCUUGAUGGGUUGGAGAGGGGUUGGCUUGAAAGGAGGUUUGAGUAG
Molecule: messenger RNA, 1209 nt
Organism: Quercus lobata
Lineage: Eukaryota; Viridiplantae; Streptophyta; Magnoliopsida; Fagales; Fagaceae
Exons: 1
Coding region: 1-1209 (402 amino acids)
Source: RefSeq, a predicted model, not a curated record